GGGAAUGGCAAGUUUUUUUGGCGCUCGGCGCGUAGGCGUAACCGCCGCUACACUCGCUGUCGCUGUAGGCGGCUCCUACGUGGCACUCCGUGACCCYUAYGUCUCCUCCAGCGACSUCGCYGGYGGAGGYWCAGCSCUAGAGGCARUCCGGAGGAAAAUCACMGACCCSGYWGCGGUUGUACCUUCUCGUGCCGUACAAGAGUCAUAUCUCGUCGCUGCUAAUUCCUCUAAUCCACUCGACAUUCUCGUUGUCGGUGGAGGCGCCACCGGAUGCGGGGUCGCUCUCGAUGCCGUCACCAGAGGGCUACGUGUCGGCCUUGUGGAACGAGAUGACUUCUCUUCUGGAACGUCAUCCCGCUCUACGAAGUUAAUUCACGGAGGUGUUCGCUACUUGGAAAAAGCGGUAUUCAAUUUAGAUUAUGGGCAACUAAAGCUGGUUUUUCAUGCAUUAGAGGAGCGCAAACAGGUUAUUGAUAAUGCUCCGCACCUGUGCCAUGCUUUACCUUGCAUGACACCAUGUUUUAGCUGGUUUGAGGCACUAUACUAUUGGGUGGGCUUGAAAAUGUAUGAUCUGGUGGCAGGACGACGUCUACUUCAUCUAUCCAGGUACUAUUCUGCACAAGAGUCUGCUGAACUCUUCCCCACACUUGCAAGGAAAGGCAAAGAUAGAAGUUUGAAGGGAACAGUAGUCUAUUAUGAUGGACAAAUGAAUGAUGCACGGGUUAAUGUUGGCUUAGCAUGCACUGCUGCAUUAGCAGGAGCCGCUGUACUUAAUCAUGCCGAAGUUGUAUCCCUUCUUAAAGAAGAUGGUGGGAAUCGGAUAAUAGGAGCACGGAUUCGGGACAAUUUAUCAGGCACGGAGUUUGAUGCAUAUGCAAAAGUAGUAGUUAAUGCGGGUGGACCAUUUUGCGACUCUGUUAGAAAAUUGGCUGAUAAAGAUGCAAAACCAAUUAUCUGUCCUAGCAGUGGUGUCCACAUUGUUCUGCCUGACUAUUAUUCUCCUGAGGGAAUGGGCUUGAUUGUUCCCAAGACAAAGGACGGACGUGUUGUAUUCAUGCUCCCAUGGUUAGGAAGGACGGUUGCUGGUACAACCGACUCCAGUACGAGCAUUACCAUGCUACCAGAACCUCAUGAGGAUGAAAUUGAAUUUAUACUGGAUGCCAUCUGUGAUUAUCUUAAUGUUAAGGUACGGCGCACAGAUGUUCUCUCUGCUUGGAGUGGAAUCCGGCCUUUGGCAACUGAUCCAAAUGCGAAGAACACAGAGAGCAUUUCAAGGGAUCAUGUUGUGUGCGAAGAUUUUCCUGGUUUGGUCACGAUUACUGGUGGAAAGUGGACCACAUAUAGAAGCAUGGCUGAAGAUGCAGUCAAUGCAGCUAUCAAGUCUGGAAAGCUGAACGCAGCAAACAGCAGUUUGACGUCCAACAUACGUCUAGUGGGUGGAGAUGGAUGGGAUCCAGCAUUUUUCACCGUGCUUGCUCAAGAAUAUGUGCGAAUGAAGGUGGGACAUAGUGGUAAAAUUGUUCCUGGAGUUAUGGAUACUGCUGCUGCUAAGCAUUUGUCUCAUUCAUAUGGUACCAUGGCUGAAAGAGUAGCUGUCAUAGCACAGAAUGAAAAUCUUGGCAAGCGGCUUGCCCAUGGGUACCCAUACCUUGAAGCUGAGGUUGCUUAUUGUGCUCGAAAUGAGUACUGUGAAUCUGCAGUAGAUUUCAUUGCUAGAAGAUCCCGACUUGCUUUUCUCGAUACUGAUGCAGCAGGCCGAGCACUGCCCCGUGUGAUUGAGAUAUUGGCGGCUGAGCACCAUUGGGACAAGCGAAGGCAGAAGCAAGAGUCCGAGACAGCAACAAAGUUUCUUGAAUCUUUCAAGUCAUCAAAGAAUGCUCAAUUUCAUGAUGGGAAGCAUACAUAAUGAGAUAUUUUAACAGUCAUUCAGUCAUCACUGGGUUGUAAUAAGUCGAACCCAAGGAGCUGGAAUGCCAGUUUGUUCUUCAGCUGGAUGCUCACCUUCCUCUAUGCAGCCAGUAUGUGGUUAUAGCUCAUAAUAAGCUCGUCCGAUAAAUAUUCUUCGACUCGUUAAUUUUAGCAAUGCUUGGUAAAUAAUGUUCUUUCGUGGUUCAUUGAAUCAUGGACCGGACUACCCUUCGGAAAAAUAUGGUUCAAGUUGAUGUUUUUAGGUUACAAAAAUAGGCCAUUUUCAUCCUUUGAGUUCACUGCAAAUCAUCAUAGGCAAAUGUUUAGUUGCACUGGCUUUUGAUUGGUUUUGUUCAUCCCAUAUAAAAACGGUAACUUGUGACAUUUGGUCAUGUGUUUCUACCAGAUUUUCAAUAAAAUGAGAACAACUUUGUGAUCAA
Messenger RNA from Cynara cardunculus var. scolymus (artichoke), 2348 nucleotides. RefSeq names its product glycerol-3-phosphate dehydrogenase SDP6, mitochondrial-like. The coding region runs from base 5 to 1906 and encodes 633 amino acids. The transcript has 7 exons. NCBI's taxonomy places the organism in Eukaryota, Viridiplantae, Streptophyta, Magnoliopsida, Asterales, Asteraceae. Gene Ontology annotation, biological process: glycerol-3-phosphate metabolic process. Gene Ontology annotation, cellular component: mitochondrion; glycerol-3-phosphate dehydrogenase (FAD) complex. Gene Ontology annotation, molecular function: glycerol-3-phosphate dehydrogenase (quinone) activity. The record is from RefSeq and is a predicted model, not a curated record.